Molecule: messenger RNA, 3438 nt
Organism: Suhomyces tanzawaensis NRRL Y-17324
Lineage: Eukaryota; Fungi; Ascomycota; Pichiomycetes; Serinales; Debaryomycetaceae
Product: autophagy protein
Exons: 2
Biological process (GO): piecemeal microautophagy of the nucleus; autophagosome assembly; reticulophagy
Cellular component (GO): extrinsic component of membrane; Atg1/ULK1 kinase complex; phagophore assembly site membrane
Molecular function (GO): molecular adaptor activity; protein kinase binding
Source: RefSeq, a predicted model, not a curated record
GAUAUAACCUACUUGGUGGUAUACCACGCCCAUAGUGGCCACAGCACCCGAAUCCCAAAGCCAGUGCGAUACCACUCCUUGGCCGAGUUUAAGGCGUUUUUGCAACAAUCCUUCGACAUCGACAACACCGACAAUUUGUUCUUGUUGACGUCGUUCGGCAUCAAGCUCAACUACAAUCUCAUCAACGAAUUGGCCGAUGUGUUCAUCUACGACAAACGCCUCUUUGCCAAUGAUCUCCAACUCCACCAUCCCGGAGACGGGGGCGAAGCCGGGAUCACCGCCCCCAGAAUGCCUGCCAUAGACGACGACGGAGCUACCAGCAUCUCGGUCAAGAAGAUGUCUUCGAACCUCAAGGUGGUCCAGGCGUGGGCCAAGGCCCUCUUGCAAGACUGUCUUGCUGCCGAAGAGGAGGCCCGCAUAUUGACCAAGAGGAUUAAUGUCAUGUUCCGAGCCCUCAACUUGAUUUUCCAGUUCGGCACCAACUUCACCAACGACAUCGAGAAAACCUUCAACAAUUACCUCAACCACAUCAAACUUAUCAACUACAAAUCAUUGCACCAGAACUGGAACGAACAUUACGAUAAAUUGAAAAAGUUUCCCGUGGUACAAAUCAAGCACCAUUCCGUCAGUUUGCCAUCGCUUUUGGAUGAACGGCGCUUGAGGACUUCCUCCGAGUAUAUUGAGAGUAAUCUUCCCAAAGUGAUAUUGAAGUUCAACUCCAUGAGCAGUAUCAUCAACUCGGUCAAUCAGGACAAAAUUGGCAUCGACAAAAGCAUAGAGGCUUCUAGAAAUGAGUCUGUCAACACAUUCAAGCAUAUAAACCCACAAUCACAUUUGGAUGCAAUCCAAAAGCUCUGCAAUCAACUAUCCACUGACCUCGAGGACCUUGCAUUAAACAAUAUCGCCAACCUUAAGUCAAUCUACUACUUACAUGUACGUGAAAACACAAAGGAAAUAUAUGAUAAUGCAAGCAGAUUGGUCGCCCACUUGACUAACUUGCAACAAUUCCGGAACAAGCUAUCGCAGGAUAGUUUGAGUAUUUUCAACAGAAUCGCCAAUCUUCAGAUGCGAAUGGUUAAUAUCAAGACCGAUUUAAAAACACUUACAAGUCCAUCCGAGACCAAGGAAUCAAUGUCAUUCCAAACAAUCAACACAAUAAGAGAACUUGAGGAUUAUUUAUCACUAACUAUUGAUCUUCCCCUACUAUUCGGAUUCAUGUUAAUUGAAAAGAGAAGACAGUUCGAGUGGUACGAUUUUUAUUCCAAAGGAAUAGUAAGUAAUGUUUCAGAACAACUUUCCACAAUUAUUGAGCAUGAAAAACUAUUCAGAAACAUAUGGUUAAAAAAGAUUGGAAACUUCUUAAACUUACUAAAAGAUGAACGCAUAGUUUCCACAUUACCAAGUAUUGAUGUUACUUUAGUUGGAAAUAAGAAUGAGAAUUUCAGUGUGUUGUACGACAUCGAAAUAGAGAGAUCAGAUAUUGAAAGCUAUUUGGAUACCUUGGAAGCCUCUUCUGCUCCAAAGAACUUUGGAGAAUUAUUGCGAAAGAAUUUCAAGGAUUUGAUCAAAUCAACAAAUAAUUUGAAGAAAGUUACGGCUCUAAUUAGCUCAUUGAGUACAUACACUUCUAUUUCAAAUGAAGAAAAACUGAAGAUCAUACAGAAAGGCGAUGGAGAGGAACCAGAUGUUGAUUUUGGGCUUGUCAAAGAACUUAAACUCCGUAUCAAAAAAUUGGAGAAUUUAUUACAUCAGCAGCAAUACAAGAAUAUCACAAACUGGCCAGUUACCAGGAAUAAUUUGUCCAGCACAGACAAUCGAAUUAGUUUGAUAUUGGAUCCUAAGAAGCCCGUGGUUCCCACACCACCUAAGACAGACCCCACCCUGUUGCUUCAAAGAAGAAACACAACAGGAGAUUCCCUAGGUCAAUCUAGGGCAUUGGAUACUUCAGGCAUAGACAAGCAUUUAGACAACAUUAGACUCCGAAAGGAGAAUGGAGAGUUGGAUCGAGAAAUUAAGAGAGUUGGGGAGGAAAACAAACGAAUUUCUCGAGAGAAUGAACGGAUACUCGUUGAAAACAAGCGGGUAUCUUCUAUGGAAAGCAGCCACCAAGAUAAAAUCAGAGAAUACGAAGACAAGCUCAAGAAGAAAGAAGAAGAGAUCACUGCCAAAAAAUUCGACACAAGGUUGGAAAGUAAGAAUUUGGAAAGUUUGAACAAGAAACUCGAGUCCAGAGAUACGAAGAUUAUGGAACUACAGAAUCAUCUUGCAAAGUUUACUGAGCUUCAUACCAAUUCUUCUUAUGAGAUUAACGAGCUUAAUAAGAACCUUAAUCAAUUGAGGUCUGAGCUAAAGGAUUCGGUUGACAUGAAGAAUGAUUUAUUGUCAAACUUAUCUUCCAAAGAAACUGAGUUUACAAAAGAACGAAAUAACUUUGAGAGCGAGAUAAAAAACCUUCAGUCUAAGCUCGAAGAAAAGAUAGAGGAUUAUGAGAAUUUGAUGGAACUUACUCAGACCAAGCAUAAAGUAAACGAGAAUUUGAUCAAUGAUCUUAAUAAGUUAGUUGCAAACUUAUUCAAGAAUGUUCACCAGUUGGUUGAAAACAAUUUCGAGUUUUUCCUCGAAUUUUGCUUUAUGCUUGAAUCGAUGGGAUUACUAUUGGUUAAAGAGAAUCAAGAAUACAAGAUCACUAGAGUCAAGGGAUUGAGAUCCAAAAAGGGCGGAGAAGACAAUGAAUCUCGAAUUUUAAACUCAGAUAAACCUAAUUCAAAGGUUAUUGAGGAAAUUGAGAAGAGUAAAGAAUGGGCCAGUAAAUUAGCAGAAUUACCAGAGCCUCCAAUAUCAGGAUCAUCUGAUGUAGUUGGUAUCGAUCAUGAAGACGAUAAGUUAAGUGAGCAUUCCGCUGCACUUUUAUCUUUAUAUGAUGAGAUUUUCAACUCAGAACCUUCCAAACUUGAAGAAUUCCUCAAAGUUAUUGCAUUUAAGGAGAAUGUAGUAAUGCAGGAAGAUAGUAUCACUUCAAAAUUCUUCUUGAAUGCCGUUUCGAAGAGAUUCAGAGACGUGGAAGGUUUUGCAAAGAGACAAACCAAGGAAAACAAGGCUAAGGAUCAAGAGAUUCAUAAAUUAAUUAACCGUCUCAAUUCAAAGAUUUCGAUGAACGACUUCCACGUCAACGAUUUGGUAUUGUUUUUACCCACUAGAAUUGACGUUGAGGGCGAGGAGUCGAAUCCAUCGUCCCAGCCAUGGGCAGCAUUUAAUAUUGGAGCUCCCCAUUACUUCUUAAACAUGGAAAGCAGCAAAGAAAUGGAGAAAGAUUGGAUGGUAGGGAGGAUCAAAAGGAUUAACGACCACAAGGUGACGGAGGAGAAUUUUGAAAGCGAAGUUGAUAAUCCAUUCAAACUAAGCGUUGGUGUGGUGUGGUACUUGGUGGAAGCUACGGAG